This is a messenger RNA of Heterotrigona itama, 2504 nucleotides long. NCBI's taxonomy places the organism in Eukaryota, Metazoa, Arthropoda, Insecta, Hymenoptera, Apidae. The record is from the annotation of a GenBank genome assembly.
CGAAAAAUCAAAUGUUCACGCGAAAUGCACGGGUGUUGAACUACGGCUGUGACAUUCACAACGGAAAUGCGACGGAAAUGUGCCGUUUCUUUUUACAGAUGGCGGCGGUACGAAACACGACGUUUUUGAACGUGAUACAAAGCGACGAUGAAGAGGAUGAUGGUUACGUACCGUACGACCAACGACCUGAAACAUAUAUAGUACCUGUGGUAUUCUUAUUAAUCCUGGUGGUCGGCGUAAUUGGAAAUGGAAUCCUGGUGUUCACUCUGUUGUGCGAUGCCAACAUGAGAAACGUGCCCAACACAUACGUGCUCUCUCUAGCCUUGGGCGAUCUUUUGGUAAUCAUAACGUGCGUGCCGUUCACGUCGUUUCUCUAUACCAUCGAGUCGUGGCCGUGGGGCUUGGCAGUUUGCAAAUUGUCCGAGUGCGCCAAGGAUAUUUCGAUCGGCGUCUCAGUUUUCACUCUGACCGCGUUAUCAGCCGAGAGGUACUGCGCGAUCGUAAAUCCCAUUCGCCGCCACGUAGCCGGACUGAGUGCGAAACCAUUAACAAUACUAAUAGCCUGCCUUAUUUGGAUACUGGCGAUUAUUCUGGCGAUGCCAGCUGCCUUUUUCUCUCACGUGCCGAUUGUACCUUUGCUGCACAACAAGAGCAUCCUCAUCUGCAGCCCUUUCCCCGAAGAAUUAGGCGAGAGCUAUCAAAAGGGGAUGGUGAUGUUCAAGUUCCUAGCUUACUACGCGAUACCGCUUCUCGUGAUCACUGGAUUCUAUCUGGGAAUGGCACGACACCUCGAGCUCUCCACCAGGAAUAUGCCCGGCGAGUUGUCCACCGGCUGUCAUCGCAUGGAGCAAAUCAGAGCACGGAAAAAGGUCGGGAAGAUGGUGAUCUCCUUCGUAGUUAUCUUCUUCAUUUGCUUCCUGCCGUACCACGUGUUCAUGCUGUGGUUCCACUUCUCUCCGUCGUCUCAGCAAGACUUCGACGACUUCUGGCACGCCUUCAGGAUCGUUGGCUUCUGUUUGAGCUUCGUCAACAGCUGCGUUAAUCCCAUUGCCCUUUACUUUGUCAGCGGGACAUUUCUAAGAAUGAAACGAUACUCGUCGGUAAGUGGUUCGUGAAGUUACGUUCCUCUAGGCUAUGCGAGUUUGCGUUUCUAAUCGGAAGUCGUGUCGGUGUGAUGCAGGCCCCCUGUCUGGCAGAUCGGAACAACGAUAGCAAGAAGGCCAGAUCGAUGGAGGUAAAUCUUCCGAUUACGAGUGAAUUAUUCGCGGAUUUCGAGAGCCUGGCGUGUAAACACGUGCGUGUACACGUGGUGUUUAUGCAGGAGCCGAAUGCCAAAGAGUAUCUGCAGUUGGCGCUGGCCAGAGUCUUGGAGCUGCAACGAGAGAUCAAAGACGGAACAUACACCACCGACCAUACCAGCGAUCUUGGCGAAUCCAGCAGCGAGGAGGACUUGACAAAGGAAGUUCUUCGUAAAGUAUUCAAGAAUCUUCCCGGGACACCGGACUCCGCCGAGGCAAUAAUGAACCGAGUGUCGAAAAACAAGCCGAGUAACUCGCAGUUAGACGCGAUUCAUGGUAAAAGGAUCCAGCUGUUGGGCUACGACACUUGUCGCAGAACUGCCGUGGAGUUCAUGAAGAACGUGGCCCGCGAGACGAGGCGGGACGCCAAGUCGUCUGACUCGAGCCACUCUGGAUUUCGACUGGGUAUCUACUCGAGGAACGAGCCGAGGCUGGCGCAUCGUAGAACUGGCUUACGCAGAAGUUCUUCGUCUUGCGACCAAGAGAUUCGCGACCGAAUGCUGAGAAGUUUGGACCUGCACUUAGCUAGUAAACAAAGAGAUUACACCGCCAAGUUGAUGAGAUCGGGUAUAUAAGACAAAUGCCCGAGACGCUUGGAAAUCAGGGUGAAAGUUCUAUCCCGAAUGUUUCUUUUUCAUCAAGGCUUUCUAUCAAAUCAGGGUUUCGAGAGCUUAUUGAGAACGGACUGCGGAUGUUUAUGCAAACUUAUGUCUCUAUGGAAAUAAUUAGAAAACGUAGGUAGAGAAUUAUUUUACCCAUUAACUGUUGUCACGGGUCCCGUAUUUUGAAUAUAAAGUGCAGUGCAUGCAUUCUCGCGCUUUCAAGGUUUUCAUACAUGCAUAAAAACCCGCGAUCUGCUUAUUAACACGUCGACUGCCUCGCGAAGCGGAAUAUUACGUUACAACAGAAGUGCAAUGAAUGCGCAUUUUUCUAUAGUAUAUUAUCAAGUCAUUUAAAUCAUACUUUGUUCGUUCCAAAACAUUUAUAAAUGGCCAUCACGGCGAUAGUUGACGUGUUAAUAAACUGCGGAUAUUUAUAUUUUCAUAAAGAGUAAAAAUACUUCUUUGCAUAGAUUUUACAAAUUUCUUAUGAGUGCAUAAAAAUUCGCGGUCUGUUUAAUAACUAUCUUUUAUUUAUCUAGUCAAGCUAAUUCAAGAAUCGUACCUGGUUCUUACGAAUCAUUCUAGUCAUUCAGGCGUCAAAUAU